This is a messenger RNA of Scedosporium apiospermum, 1227 nucleotides long. Its product is annotated as Nadh pyrophosphatase. Gene Ontology annotation, cellular component: cytosol. Lineage: Eukaryota; Fungi; Ascomycota; Sordariomycetes; Microascales; Microascaceae. The transcript is spliced from 2 exons. The record is from RefSeq and is a predicted model, not a curated record. Gene Ontology annotation, molecular function: NADH pyrophosphatase activity; metal ion binding. The coding region runs from base 1 to 1227 and encodes 408 amino acids. Gene Ontology annotation, biological process: NAD+ catabolic process; NADP+ catabolic process.
AUGGCUGACCUCACUGAACAUCCCAUACUCGCCCGGGUGCACGACGAUGAUGGCUCGGCGCUGUCCAAGAAAUUCGGCCCGGGACUAACAAACUAUUAUUCCGGGAGCCCCCUCAACAGGGUUUCCUUCCUCCGAGAGGACCACGGCUUUCUCUCUGCUGCGUUCGCCUCUGCCGAUGCACAAUUCAUGGUCCUUGAUGACUUUGCACCUCUUGUUCAUGAUUCGGCCACCAUCAAGGCUGUUCGUCGGGAUGAUGUUCUUCCCAUUACGGGACCUGAUCCGUUUGGUUCGUCUGAGAAGGAUCUGGUGAAUGCAUUUGACUCCACGGUGACUAAGCCCCUCAUCAUCUUUCUUGGAAUUUGGGAGGAUACCGAGUCCGAGUUUCGACAUCGUAUCUUCCGAGGCCGCCCGUGGUUCGCUGUCGAUAUCACUCCGCGCGGUUCAUUUGCAGAUGUCGCGCGAACCCUGGUCGACAGGCUCACCCAAGAUGGGUCAACUUUCCUGCGAGCAACAAGGCAGAAUACCAUCCAUGCCCACUUUGCGGCCAUGUACGGACAGGCUAGGGGUAUAGUGGAUUGGAACCUACGAAACCAGUUUUGCGCCGGUUGCGGUUGCCCUACCAUGCCCAUCUAUGGGGGUUAUAAGCGUGUCUGUCCUCCCACGGAUCGUAACGGCACCGGCGUUGCUCAAGCCCGAAAGGAUUGCCCGACGCGAAACGGCAUCACCAACAUUAGUUUCCCUCGGUCAGACCCGACCAUGAUUGCAGCCGUUGUGUCCGCUGACGGCAAGAAAAUGCUUCUCGGUCGCCAAAAGCGCUGGCCACCCGGCUUCUACAGUACCCUUGCCGGGUUCUUGGAACCGGGCGAGUCUGUCGAAGAAGGUGUUCGCCGCGAAGUAUGGGAGGAGAGUGGUGUCAAGGUUGGAAGAGUGGUCCUGCAUUCUAGCCAGCCUUGGCCGUACCCGGCGAGUCUCAUGAUUGGCGCCGUGGCUUCCGCGCUACCUGAUGGAGAGGAUAUUCACCUUGGCCAUGAUCCUGAGCUGGAGGAUGCAAAGUGGAUUCCAUUGGAGGAAGUUCGCCAGGCGCUCAAGAGGCCUACUCGUCUCGAUACCGUACAUACGGCCAACGGCACUGGGAACAAGGAGUCCACUCUGCUUCUCCCUCCGCAUACGGCUAUUGCGAACAGGCUGAUAGCUGCUAUCUGUGAUGGUUAUGCGAGCCAUGAGUGA